Nilaparvata lugens (brown planthopper) is the source of this 597-nucleotide messenger RNA. Its product is annotated as rRNA 2'-O-methyltransferase fibrillarin-like. The record is from RefSeq and is a predicted model, not a curated record. The transcript has 3 exons. NCBI's taxonomy places the organism in Eukaryota, Metazoa, Arthropoda, Insecta, Hemiptera, Delphacidae. The coding region runs from base 163 to 582 and encodes 139 amino acids. Gene Ontology annotation, cellular component: Cajal body; small-subunit processome; box C/D methylation guide snoRNP complex. Gene Ontology annotation, biological process: box C/D sno(s)RNA 3'-end processing; rRNA methylation. Gene Ontology annotation, molecular function: RNA binding; rRNA methyltransferase activity; histone H2AQ104 methyltransferase activity.
AAGACAAGUAGACAACAGAAACAGAAAUCAUAACCAAGAAACGACGAAACUAGCCAAACCACAAACCACGCUAGUUUUGUGUUUAAGCUCCUCUUGUUAUUGUUUUAUGUUCAAUAAUUUACUGUUAUAGAAUUUAAGAUUUAGGGAGGUAUUUGAGUCAUCAUGGGCAGACCAGGAUUUUCCCCUAGAGGAGGCGGUGGUAGAGGAUUUGGAGGAGGCCGGGGAGGUGGAGGCCGCGGUGGAGGCGACAGAGGAGGCUUCGGGGGUCGUGGAGGCGGCGGAGGUCGGUUCAGUGGCGGGGGCGGCCGACCCAGCGGGGGUGGCAGAGGAGGCUUUGGUGGUCGCGGUGGUGGCAGAGGAGGUGGCGGAAGGGGUGGACGUGGAGGAGGCGGUGGAAGAGGUGGAAUGAAGGGAGGUAGCAACGUUGUAAUUGAGCCUCAUCGUCAUCCUGGCGUGUUCAUCGCCAGAGGUAAAGAGGAUGCUCUGGUUACAUUGAACAUGGUGCCCGGAGAAGCUGUCUAUGGUGAAAAAAGGAUAAGUGUCGAGGUGAUUAUCAAUCUUAUUACUAUUCUUCAUAUCUAAACUGCAUUGCAUUUU